UUGCUCCAGCAGAUGGGCCAUCCCCAUUCGUACCCGAACCUGGGCCAGAUCUCCAAUCCCUACGAACAGCAGCCGCCAGGGAAAGAGCUCAACAAGUAUGCCUCCUUAAAGGCAGUCGCUGACAAGGUCAAUGACGACUUCUACACCAAGCGACGGCACCUGGCUGAGCUGGCUGCCAAGGGGAACCUACCUUUGCACCCCGUAAGAGUGGAGGACGAGCCGCGGGCCUUCAGCCCCGAGCACGGUCCUGCCAAGCAGAAUGGACAGAAGUCUCGCACCAACAAGAUGCCCCCACAUCCCCUGGCCUACAACUCCACCACCAACUUUAAGGGCUGGGACCCCAGCGAGCAGUCCCUGCGGCGGCAGGCUUACGGCAACAAGGGCAAGCUUGGCACGGCCGAGACAGGCUCCAGUGACCCCUUGGGAACUCGCCCCCAGCACUACCCACCCCCACAGCCAUACUUCAUCACCAACAGCAAAACAGAAGUGACUGUCUGAGCUUUCAACACAGGGAGCACCCUGGAGACCACACCCAAUUGAGAGAUGCAAAAAAAAAACAAAAAAAAAAACAAAAAAAAAAACCCUGGCCCCACCCUCCCCUCUCCAACACAUGCACCCAUACACUAACUCUCAACAAGAACCAACUAUGAACCUACUGGGGACACGGAGUCGCAUUUUUCCCAGGUCAUGCCUAGCAUAUGUUGGCAGGCAGCUGAGAAAGGCCGAAGCGUGGACAUUCAGCAAUACAGCAAAGGGGAAACUGAGGCACACUCUUUCCACUGCAGGCCCAACGUGGCCAACUCAACAUGCCCAAAUGUGGGGAUGAUUCUUUUCCUCCUAACUUGAAACCGAAAUCCAUGAUGAAAAAAUAUAAAAGUAGCACAAUUUAGAGAAAUUGUCCGUUUGAGCACAUACACUACUUGCCACGUGCUGUUUCUAGGUACGAGAGCCAGGGUGGAGUGGGGGCAGAGAACGAGGGAGGACACAGAGUGUAUUUCAGAAGAGGAGCUCUUCUGGGAGGAAUCUGCCUACAUUAGAAGUAUUUUUCUAAUUCCAAGAAGUGGUGACAUGGACAUAAAAUUUUGACAAGCCUGAAACGGUCACUGGACCCCAACUGUUCUAUUUAUAGUACUUUUCAUAUCCACGUUGGAAGCAAAAAAAUAUCCUCAAACUCACAAAAAAUAAAUAGACCCUGAACCCACUGAUAAUGAUGGGAAGAAAAUAAAACAUUUUAGAGAACUCC
Molecule: messenger RNA, 1243 nt
Organism: Saimiri boliviensis boliviensis (Bolivian squirrel monkey)
Lineage: Eukaryota; Metazoa; Chordata; Mammalia; Primates; Cebidae
Gene: SHISA9
Product: shisa family member 9
Biological process (GO): regulation of AMPA receptor activity; regulation of short-term neuronal synaptic plasticity
Cellular component (GO): postsynaptic density; postsynaptic membrane; AMPA glutamate receptor complex
Source: RefSeq, a predicted model, not a curated record